Rhipicephalus sanguineus (brown dog tick) is the source of this 1287-nucleotide messenger RNA. RefSeq lists its product as uncharacterized. The record is from RefSeq and is a predicted model, not a curated record. Lineage: Eukaryota; Metazoa; Arthropoda; Arachnida; Ixodida; Ixodidae. The transcript is spliced from 3 exons. The coding region runs from base 212 to 994 and encodes 260 amino acids.
GAGAAGCAAAAUAACAACGUGCACGCAGCAUUCGCGGUCGCAGCGCAUUCAACGCUGAAGGUAACGAACAAGGCCAACAAGUUCAGAGUCUAUAGUGCACCCAGCGUAGCGAGGAAAGCAGACACCGACAAAGGCAACAACAGAAGCCAACGACCACCGCCGCGGUCGCUUCGUAAAAGGUCUGCGUGGGGAGGGGACAUUGGGAACACCGAUGCGACGAGCGAGUGCGGAUGCGACUCGCCUGAAUGCGCUUCGAACGUGCGUCCGGGACUUUCAAUGCGCGGCCGCCCGUGGCUCCGAAAGCAGAAGCGACCGCUGCGGGCUGGCCGCCGAAAAUGGGGCCACCACUUUUAUGGCCCGGCUGUGUCCGGGACGCGGGCGACCGCCAAGCGAGGACAACGUCCCCCGAAUGCAUUUCUGUGGACCUCAAGCCGGACGACCGCCACAGCACCGGGGACAGCCCGGGAGCACGGCCGACCGUCCGACGAGGCAGCAACCGCCCAUCGCCAUGCAGUUUGUCGCAUCGCUUGGAGCCAUAGGCUUGGUCCUCGUACACUGGUUGCCGGCCGUCACAGCCUGGCCACCACAGCCCACCGACUUCUGGGCAGCCUACAGGCGUUUCUAUCCAGUAGAUGGCGGGGUACCGUGGACGGCCCAGUCAAGCCCAACCAGCAUUGUGUUUCCUACCCAGCGUUACGCACCAGACAGGAUGGACCCGUACAGAUUCGGCUUCACCACAGAUCGCUAUGGUCGUGGCUUCGGCUACAGCUGCAAGGAUGUGUUCGAGUGUCAGGCGCUCAAAGAGAAGCAGGAACUUGCCGCCGAGAGCUACCGCGCCUUCUCUCCUCAGAGCUUCGCGGCGCCGCCACCCCUGGCCGCUUACCGCGAGCCGACGAUGGCCGAGCGGGCCCCGUCGGGACACCAGAGGGGCGGCGCUCCGCCAGCACGCUUUGCACCUGCACCGAGGCUGCCCCCAAUCUCGCCCUACUGGUGAUCGAACCGCAACUCCCGCUCUGUGAAGGGAAGCGAAUAGAGAAGAGGCUGCACUACACAAGUGCUCACAGCUAAGUCGCAGGUGGAAGCACAACUCACUUUUGCUGUCAACAGCCGCAACGCUCAUUUGGAGGCUUACCGCAUGGUGGACGUUUGUAUUCAUGGUCUCGAAAACAUUGUCUUCCGCAAAUUUUGCGUUCCUAGAGGUUGCAUCAUGGCGUGCAGGCCGCGAUAACGUCCUGCGCAGAGACUACAUGCAUAGUGAACAUUCUCAGCUGGGAUCAAGGCUCAGAA